GAGAAAGAUAACGUGAAUUGAGACGCAAUAUUCUCCCGAAUACAAACCCGUAUUUACCCGUCGUUGGGCGAGCUGCAGUUUCUCGCCUACCGUUCUAAGCUUUUCUACCUUAUAUUUCCGUUUGAUUGAAUCGAAAAAGAAACAAAAAGGCACUCCAUAUGGAGCCGCCAGGCUGGGUGCACAACAGGUCACGGACAGCCUUUCCGAACCGUUGUAUUUAUGUGUAUUAGGCCCGAUCAGACGUCGCUUUGGGGGUUCGUCUCGUGUUUUGCAUGCGAUCUGGAACUUGCCUUGUUGCGGACAAGGCUUUUUUUCCUGGCCAUGGCGAGCAUUGUCGAUUAUACCCGGCGUGAACUGAAUGGCGGCACAUGCAGCCGGUGACCUGGUGCCAAGGUCGCCGACCCUCUUGCGCUGCUUUUUUUUUCUCUGCAUGUUAUUUUCCCGGCCUCAAAAUGGAUGCCAUCUUUUGCGGGGAGGGACGGGGUACAGGCCCGGGAGCCGUCGCUUGCAACCAGUGACGAAACAACGGAUUGUUCAAGUUUUGAUGGUCUGAGGCAGAUCAAGUUUGGAAAGGUGGUUUUGAAGCUUUUCAGAUGGACUGAGCUGCUGCUGUAUUUUUGUUAGAUAAAUCAACGUAUUGAAAACAAAAUUGAAUUGCAUAUAAUUAAUGAUCUCAUUAAUUUGAUUGCCCCUCAACAGCGCGGGGUAGUUGGAUUUUAUACUGUAGUUAGCAAUAGCCAACACAGAAGGACAGAUGAACAUUUUAUGUACAUCUGCACUUACAGUUGAGCGGGGAUCAUUGCUCCGUCAAAGCCCCGAUGAAUUCAGCCAAAAAUGGAGCACUUGAAUUAGCUUUCUGCGUGGGGAUUUUGCCCCUCGCCCGUCAUUGCGUUAUCAUUAAGUGGAAGCUGGUCGGAUCGGGACAGCAACCCGGUCGGUUCGGGUUAGACUUUUAAGUGAGAGCUCCUUCGCCAUCACCUGCCUGGCCAGAUGGUUGCCAUCAUGGUUCGCAAUUGGACUUUUAUGAUAUUAUCAUAGCCGACAAUUUGUGGGAAAGGAACAAGUUUCAAAGGUAUCCGGGCAGGUGCUGACAGCACAUUAAUAAAAGACAAGCCACGAAAUAGGCAUAUGCACCAACGACCAACAGCAUAAUGGCGGGCCAAGAUAUUCAGACAUGGGAGGUCAAGGAGCCGUGGAUCGACCUUCAUUGCGCCCUCGGCGAGGGUCCCUACUACGAAAAGGAAUACAACCGCCUGCGCUUUGUUGAUCUCAAGAAGAACCGGUUGCACACCGUGUCCCUCGACAAGGGCCCGGACUCUCUCGAGACUCUCGAGAUCGACGUCCCCAUCGGUGUGACGGCCGACAUUGAAGGCGUCGACCCGGCCGAGAAGAUCCUGGUCGGACUCAAGUACGGCAUGGCCACUCUUGACUGCAAGACGGGAAAGUAUGAGUACCUGACCAAGUUCAAGGAUGAGGACGACAAGCGCCUGAGAGGCAACGAUGGCGCCGUUGACCCGCACGGCCGCUUCUGGAUCGGCACCAUGAACGACUUUUAUCUGAACGGCGUGUGGCCCGAGGGUUUCCUGAUGCGCUUCGAUGGCAGCAAGUCUAAAGAGACUGUCCUGAGUGACUUGACCAUCCCCAACUCGGUAGGCUGGUCACCGGAUGGCAAGAUCAUGUACUUUACGCACACAACAGCUGGUGUCAUCAUGGCAUGGGAUUACUCGCCAGAGGACGGCAGCCUAUCCAACGAGCGCGUCCUUUACAAGCACGACGGCUCUGGCGGCCCCGAUGGGUUCCGCGUCGAUGCCGAGGGCAACAUCUGGCAUGCCUUCUACGGCGAGGCCCGCGUGCUUCGCAUCUCGCCCGAAGGCAAGGUUACGGGUGUCAUCAAGAUGCCGACCAACAACAUCACGUGCGUCGAGUUUGUCGGUACCAUGUUGUACAUCACGACAGCUGGUGACGACGAAGGACCUGAAUGGAGCAAGAAGUACGACGGUGGGCUUUUUAGGAUCGAUGUUGGUGUCAAGGGCCUUGAUCCGUACAAGUUCAAGCUUGAGCAGUGAGGUAGGUGUCCGUGGUGCAUAACUUAGAGGUUGCUGGUAGAUAUUGUACGAAGAAAGGACUUCAGGCCAAAGGCGGCGCCGUGUUUUCUUGGUGCGAAAUGACAGGAAGGCACACAGCCCAUGUGCUCCAGAAUAGACCGUGUAGAUAGAUUAUCUCAAAGCAUAAGUCUUGACUGGGAAUAGCUCUUUGGGCAUGCCUUUUUGUAUCUCGCUUUUCACCAGCCGAAGCCCAGCAGCCUUGAAAAGCUCAAGGAACUUCUCAUCUCGCCUAGAAUAGGUGUCAGAACAUGCUGUCUGUGUCAAAGUCACAAAACGAGAGCAAAUGCUCUGGGUGUAAGCCGGACCAACCUAGUGACACUACUAUCCACAUCAUCAAAUAAAUCUUCAAUUCCAG
Molecule: messenger RNA, 2460 nt
Organism: Pyricularia oryzae 70-15
Lineage: Eukaryota; Fungi; Ascomycota; Sordariomycetes; Magnaporthales; Pyriculariaceae
Product: regucalcin
Exons: 2
Coding region: 1152-2066 (304 amino acids)
Biological process (GO): L-ascorbic acid biosynthetic process
Molecular function (GO): calcium ion binding; gluconolactonase activity
Source: RefSeq, a predicted model, not a curated record